Coccomyxa subellipsoidea C-169 is the source of this 1040-nucleotide messenger RNA. RefSeq names its product bola-like protein. Gene Ontology annotation, cellular component: cytosol; nucleus. Lineage: Eukaryota; Viridiplantae; Chlorophyta; Trebouxiophyceae; Coccomyxaceae. Bases 78 to 416 code for a protein of 112 amino acids. The transcript is spliced from 4 exons. Gene Ontology annotation, biological process: intracellular iron ion homeostasis. The record is from RefSeq and is a predicted model, not a curated record. Gene Ontology annotation, molecular function: 2 iron, 2 sulfur cluster binding.
UGUUGAUUCUCGGCUUAAAGAACUUCUGCAACGGAUGUGAAGGCGUCUGUACUUAUCAAUUAGCCUGCUUUGGAUUCAUGGCCUUGCGUGCCACAACACUGUCCCUGCAAAAGGUGUUGUUUUCUGGGAGCUUUGCUGGACCUCUCGUGAUUCGUGGAAUGGCUACAGCAGCGGACGUAGAGAAGGCACUGAAAGAACGAUUGAAGGCAUCGGAAGUGACUGUCAUCGACACAUCAGGAGGAUGCGGUGCAAGCUUUGACGUUGCAGUCAUUUCGGAAGCUUUCGAGGGCAAGAGAUUACUUGAACGACACAGAUUGAUCAACAAUGCCCUCGCUGAGGAAAUGAAGCAAAUUCAUGCGCUGAGCAUCCGGCAGUGCUGGACUCCAGAGCAGCAAAAGAAGGCGCAGGGCACUUGACUCUGCCACCAGCCAGCACUCAGUGAAGGUCUCCAGCACUUGGCAGCAUUUCCUUGCUGCUGGAUUUCUCCAGAACAGUAUGCUCUUAGUUGGGGCAUUGCUCUCAGGAUGAGAUGGACAACGCGCUUGACUAAAUGUGCAUAGCACAUUGUGAAGUCCGGUAGUAUCACUUUUCCAGAGAUGUUGGAAAAGUAGCCUAGUUAUAUGGUAAGUGGUGAAUGCUCGCGGCUGCAAGGCAACUUCGCUGAUUGCCAAGAUGUAUAGAAGGGAUCUUUGCAGACCCUUGCACUUGCCAAUUGUGCAGCACCAAGAGAUCUGCCGACAGAGCAAGUUACAGGAUAUGUAAAUUCUGAAGGGAAAUGCACAAUCAUCCGGCUGGGCCCCCCAUGGGCAAGUUAGACAUGCGGGGGCUAGCAUUCCGAUAACUCCUUUGAAUAGCUAGCAAUGCUACGACACUGCAUAUAUAUGUUAUCAAAGUCAGUUGCUUGGGCGUCCGGAAGAGCCUGCAGACCAGCUCCAGCAAUCCCUCUUGGGAGAUGGGUGAGUGCCAAAAUUGUGCAAGAGCUUGUUGAAAGUCUUUCCAGCUCGACGUUGCAUGCGCGUUUGAAUGCUGUUGAUGCAAUU